Molecule: messenger RNA, 909 nt
Organism: Anopheles moucheti
Lineage: Eukaryota; Metazoa; Arthropoda; Insecta; Diptera; Culicidae
Product: caspase-1-like
Exons: 2
Coding region: 1-909 (302 amino acids)
Biological process (GO): proteolysis
Molecular function (GO): cysteine-type endopeptidase activity
Source: RefSeq, a predicted model, not a curated record
AUGCCGAACAUUCCGAACAGGAGUGAAACUAUGGAAGCCGCAGACGAAACCGACACUAGACCUACUGAAUCGUCGCAGAUUGAAAUUACAUCACACAGCCGCAGUCACAGAGGGUCUAUUGUAGACACGCCGAAUAUGUCAGCGGCACUAAUGGCAGAACAAUACAGCACAAGUCAUCCAAACCGUGGGCUAGCGCUUGUUAUCAAUCAAGUGAAGUUUAGCAGAAUGGCCCAACGGGAUGGUAGUGACAAGGAUCGUGAUAGUAUCUGUAAGGUGUUGAGCGAUAUCGGAUUUAAUGUGCGUGUGUUUGAUAAUCUAAAUAAGAAGAACCUUCUCGCGAUGCUAGAGAAGAUUGCCAACGAAGACCAUUCGCAGAAUGACUGUCUGGUGGUGGUAGCAAUGACACACGGCGAUAAGGAAGUUCUGUAUGCGUCUGACGAUAGCUACCCGGUGGGCCGUCUGUGGGAACCAUUUGUUGGCAAUGGGUGCAAGACGCUGCUUGGUAAACCGAAGCUGUUCUUCAUACAGGCUUGCCGGGGUGAAAGAUUCGACGUUGGCGUCAAAAUGGCCAAAGUGUUAACAGACACAGUCGAUGCACGAUCAUCGUCGGAGCAACUGCUGUAUGUGAUACCUACCAUGGCGGACCUGUUGGUGAUGUACUCUACGUACGAUGGACAUUACUCGUGGCGCAAUCCCAUCAACGGUUCCUGGUUCAUCCAGUCGCUCAGCAGUGAGCUGGAACAGAACGCACACUCCAAGGAGCUGCUACAUCUGCUGAUCGGUGUUUCGCGAAGGGUCGCCUACCAGUAUCAAUCGAACGUUCCUGGCAAUUCGAAAAUGGAUGCAAAGAAACAGAUGCCGUGCAUAGUGUCGAUGCUGACCAAAUUGGUCUACUUCCCCCGUAAAUAG